Jatropha curcas is the source of this 1177-nucleotide messenger RNA. RefSeq names its product delta tonoplast integral protein (gene DELTA-TIP). Gene Ontology annotation, cellular component: membrane. The record is from RefSeq and is a predicted model, not a curated record. Gene Ontology annotation, biological process: water transport; transmembrane transport. Lineage: Eukaryota; Viridiplantae; Streptophyta; Magnoliopsida; Malpighiales; Euphorbiaceae. Gene Ontology annotation, molecular function: water channel activity.
UGAUUUACCAUGAUAUUAUAAUAUAUUUAAAUAAUAAUACAAUAUUUAUUUCUACAAUAUACUUGAUCUUUUUGCUUAUAUGGGUAACUCAUACUUGCAUAUAUAUGUGUGGCCUGAUAAAUGCAUUUUUGUGACAUAUAUCCUUACCUUCUCCUCCAUCAAAGCUAGUUAGUCCAGUUCCCUUAUUAAGCUAAAUUUUUUUCGAAGAUGGCCAAAAUUGCCUUUGGUCGUUUUGAUGAUUCUUUUAGUUUAGGCUCUUUUAAAGCUUAUCUUGCAGAAUUUAUCUCAACUCUGCUCUUCGUUUUUGCUGGUGUUGGUUCUGCCAUAGCUUACAAUAAAUUGACAGGAAAUGCAGCUCUUGAUCCUGCUGGUUUAGUAGCAAUUGCUAUUUGCCAUGGAUUUGCUCUCUUUGUUGCUGUCGCCGUCGGUGCCAACAUCUCCGGUGGCCAUGUUAAUCCUGCUGUCACCUUUGGAUUGGCUCUUGGUGGUCAAAUCACCAUUCUUACUGGCAUCUUCUACUGGAUUGCUCAGCUUCUUGGUUCCAUUGUUGCUUGCCUCCUUCUCAAAGUUGUCACCGGAGGCUUGGAAACACCCACCCACAGCCUUGCAGCUGGAGUAGGAGCCAUUGAAGGAGUGGUUAUGGAGAUUAUAGUCACAUUUGCUUUGGUAUACACAGUGUACGCAACAGCAGCUGAUCCCAAGAAAGGAUCACUAGGCACCAUUGCCCCCAUAGCCAUUGGCUUCAUCGUUGGUGCCAACAUCUUGGCUGCAGGCCCAUUUUCCGGUGGAUCCAUGAACCCAGCCCGCUCUUUUGGCCCAGCUGUGGCUAGCGGUGACUUCCAUGACAACUGGAUCUAUUGGGUUGGGCCCCUUAUUGGUGGUGGGCUAGCAGGCCUUAUCUAUGGAAACUUGUACAUUAAUAACGAUCAUGCCCCAUUGUCCAAUGAUUUCUAAGUUAUUGUGUUUCUAAUCCAUUUUUAUCUGUGUUUUGAAAUAAAAGAAAGGGAAGCAGCUUAUGUUAUGCUUUCCUUUCUUUUUCUUCUCUUUUCUUUUCUUUUUCGUUUUUUUUUUUUAAUAUUUCCUUUUUAGUUCAUUUAAAUUAUCUUUGUUGUUGUAAAUCUUUGUUGUGAUAAGUUUUGCAUUUAUGAGAAGUGGACGAUGUGCUAUCACUUUUGAA